This is a messenger RNA of Centruroides sculpturatus (bark scorpion), 2845 nucleotides long. Its product is annotated as SPRY domain-containing protein 3-like. The record is from RefSeq and is a predicted model, not a curated record. Bases 65 to 919 code for a protein of 284 amino acids. NCBI's taxonomy places the organism in Eukaryota, Metazoa, Arthropoda, Arachnida, Scorpiones, Buthidae. The transcript is spliced from 7 exons.
GUAUAAAGGUACUCCAAAAGUUGAAGGAUUAGCAUUUGGUCCAAAAUGUGAAACAGGAGAUCGAAUGGGAUGUGGUAUUAAAUUUGAACUUUUACCAACACAAGAUAAUCAAAGACCAUUAGUUCCAGUUUUUUUCACAAGAAAUGGAAGAGAGAUUGGAAUUACUCGUUUUCUAUGGCCUCCAGGAGGUCUUUUUCCAGCUGUUAGUCUUCGUUCUCUGGGUGAAGAAGUAAGAUUAACAUUAGAUAUUAAAUGGAUUCCAGAAGAAGACAUGCUUAUGUGUAUAGAUAGCAAUGAAGAAGAUUGGUCAAGACUACAUGAUAUCCGUUUAAAUGGUUCAAUUUUAGAAUAUGGAGGUCGUGGAAAAAGUAUAAUAGAUGUUGGAUUAGCUCAAGCUAGAUACCCAUUAGACACUACUUCACAUUAUUUUGAAAUAGAAAUCAUGAAUCCUGGUGAAAACUGUUACAUAGCAAUUGGAUUAGCAAGGAGGGAUAUGUUGAAUGAGUUCAGUAACCUCUAUGUUCUAGAGAAUGAUGGGAAAAUAUUUGUUGGAAGUGGAGUUGGAGAUCCUUUUGGACCAUGUUGUCAUAAAGGAGACAUUAUGGGAUGUGGAAUUAUUUUUCCUAGAGAUUAUAUUUGUAAUUAUGAUAAUGGUAGUUCUCAUGAAAUGACUCCUUCUCCAAGUGAUGAACCAGAUGAUGAUUAUGAUGCUUCACAAAGUGAAUCAGAAGAUGAAGAAUGGUGGAAAGAGAAAAAUAAUGUAGAAAAUGAUACAAUGGUGCAAGUAUUUUUUACUAGAAAUGGCAAAACAAUUGGUCAGAAAGAAGUGUGUAUACCAAAAGGAGGAUUUUAUCCAACAGUUGGAAUGUUGAGUAUUUCUGAAAAAGUUAAAGUUGAUCUUCAUCCUUUAACUGGUUGAAAAAGUUGAAAUAUCUGUUAUUGGUAUGUUCAGCCAUCCACUUCAUAUGGUGCUGUUCAUGUUUGUUUGGAUUGGUAAAAUUUUCCAUAUCAUGUCAACAUCUGUCAAUGUUCUGAGGUUUACAAAUUUGUUUUUGUUUCAAUGAAUUUACAAAUUCAUAAAACAGAUAAUAAUUUAAAUAAUAGAUAACAUAUAGAAUUUGAACUGCUGCCAUUUUAAUUCCACAAACAAAAUCUGAAGUUAUAUUUUAUAAUAUAUUAUUUAAAAGUUUUUUGUAGAAAUUGGAAAAAUCCAAUGUGGAAUUUGACAAAAUUGAUUUUUUUUUUGCUAACAUGUUAUUCAAAAAGAAAGCUUAAAUUUCAUUACUGAGAUUUUUGAGCUGUUGCAUAAACGAUUUUGUUAAAUUUCAGCUGUGAAUCAAUAUAUCAGUUAUUUGUUAUAAGAAAUUCAUUUUUUAAAUUUAUAAUAAUGAAUUUCUUGUAACAAAGAUUUAUUUAUUUAUUUAUUUUUUAUAAGUGUUAAUAAAUAUAGCCAUAAAUUUUGGGGAUAUGUGAAGUUUUGAAUGAUAGUAUGUUGUAAUAAUGUUUUUAUCAAUAUUCUUUCAGACUUUACAUUUCAAACGUUAUCUUUUAAAACAGUUGAAAUGUUUAAAAUUUUUAUAAAUUUCAAGUUAGGUGCCAAAGAUUCUUAUUAUUCAGAAGGGCAUAAGUGUAUGAGAAUAUAAUUUUACUUUUUAUGGCUUAAUUCUUAAUUUUUUAAAUUCUUCCAUAAGUAUGGUACUUAAAAGACAGUUGAAUGUAUGCAUAAUGCCCAAAUUUGAAUAUUUGCAGAACAGGUUCUCAUAUGUUGUCUAAUUGUGAUAUUAUGCAAAUGACUGUAAAUAUGGUAAUAACUUGGAAUAAUGCCUAUCAUAGUCAUAUAUUAGAUUGUCAUUUUUUAUAGAAAUAUGUCAUUUAAACAUUCAUUGUGAUAUACAAUAAAGUUAUAUUGAUACUUUAGCAUAGAUCUAAAACAUAACAAUAAAAAUAUCAGAUGUUCUCAUAAAUAAAUUUACUAAAUGUAGUAAUGAUGCAGCUCCAUUAUCAUCUUGGCAGCAAUAUUUUGUUUAUGAAUCAUGCCAAUGAAUUCCAGUUUGUAUACCCAAUUGGAUUUAUUUGAAAUGUCCAUGUGUAGAAAUGUGUAUAUAUAAAAAAUGACAGAUAUAAGUGUUCCUAUAUUUCUUCCUAUUUUAUAAAUCAGUUCUCUAGGACAAAAUAGAUUUCUUAGGAUUUUAGUAGAGAUGUUUUAUAUGGAUCAGAUUACAGUAUAUACAAAAUAGAAUGCAAGAAAUUGAUUUGGAACACUUCAUAGGUUUUAGGGUGUUAACAAUACUUUGUUAUCAAUUGAUCUGUGUAUGAAAUGGUAUUAGUUUUCAUAUUAUUGUUAGUUAUAAAAUACUUUUUCAGUAAAAAAUCAAGUGGAAAUACUCAGUAAUAACUUAUUAAUAUUUAUAAUUGAAAUACCUGUAUAGGGUUUAUUUUGAAGGGCAUUAUUGUCUACUUUAUUCACAAUCAACACCAGAGUUUUAAUUCUCAGAUAUUGCUUAUACUCUUAAGAGUUUUAUUCUAGAAGAUUUCAGCAAUAGAAAUUUGUGCAAUGUAAAUAAUAAAAGUUAUUAUCCACUUGACUGACAAUUACGAUACCUUGCAGAUUGAUGUAGUAAAUUGAAGUACAAAGCACUAUUAUUUAUUUAUGUAAAAAGUAAGGCAUUAAUAUUAAAAUAUUGUAUGGCUGUUGACUGAAUUUUGUUAUAUAGUACAUGUAUAUUAUUGUAUAAAUAUUUCAGACUGUUAUUUCUUAAACUUUUAUAAUUUUUCCUAUCAUAAAAAAAAAUCAUUCACUUAAUCUAAAUUUGAAAAAGUCAAAAAAUCACCAUCAAUAAUAUAU